Molecule: messenger RNA, 2208 nt
Organism: Cataglyphis hispanica
Lineage: Eukaryota; Metazoa; Arthropoda; Insecta; Hymenoptera; Formicidae
Exons: 3
Coding region: 521-1456 (311 amino acids)
Source: RefSeq, a predicted model, not a curated record
AAAUAUAUGGUUUAAGCGGGGAGCACACACUUUUGCAUAAGCGCAUAACAAUAAGCAUAAGGAAAUUGAUUGGUUCAUUUUCUUAUACAUACAUUUGUGGACCAAUUAAUUUCUUUAUGUUUAUGGUUAUGCGCUUAUGCAAAAGUGUGUGUUCCCCGCUUUAAGCGCCACGACUACCUGUCUUCUGUACUCAACGCGUGAUUUGCUAACUAUUUUUGCUUGUAACUCAAAAAUUACGCUUCAAUUCAAAUUUUAGUAAAGGAAAAAUUGUCUUAGAAUUGUAUAGGAAUACGUCAUUUUACGGACGGAAGGUUAUUCCGGAACAGCUUGUAUAUAUGAUUACGCACGUCAACCUCUCUCUUCCACAAUUCGUGUACUUUACUCAAUGCGCAUGCGCGCGUUUUGUUGCGCUAGUGUAACUUAUAGCAGUUAACCAUAAUCAGUUAACCAGUUUCAAUAAGUGAUUUUAAGAAGAUUUUAUGAAGUUUUUAUUUAAGAAGUGAUAAAAAAAGCAACGAUAAUGCGAUCUUGUUACAUUUGUAAAAGAAAAACAACUUUGCACAAAUUUCCGAAGAGAACAGAAUUACGUAAAAAAUGGAUUAAAGCUUGCGGAUUUAAAGAAAAAGCUGAUGUAUCCAAUUUAUAUAUUUGUUCAUAUCACUUCAACUUACCUCAUAAUUUAGUUAUAAAAAAGAAAAUGAGGUUACCUCCUGGAGCUAUACCCAAUAAUAAUGCAGCAAUAAAUGUAACUACCUCACCAGAAAUAGUUAAUCAUCCAACAAUUAAAUUAUCAAAUGUGCCAAUAAUAAAAUGUACAAAUAUAUCUAAAUUACUUGAAGUGAAAAGUACAUCUUCAACUCUUAAAAUAAUAGAUAAUGAUAAUGCAGUUCAACCAAUAUCAGAAAUUUCCACUUCUCAUUUAUGUUCUGAAGAGGCUUCAUCUUUUUCUCAGAAAAAACGCUCAUUUGCAGACGUCUCAGAAAUUACUAUUUCUGAUGUUAGUACACUGAGAGAAAAUUUUUCUUCUUUGAAAAAACGCUUACUUGCAAAGUCUAGAUAUGUCUCCAAAAUUAUUGCUUCCGAUGUUAGUAUACCGAGAGAAGACUUUUCUUCUCUUCCGAAAGAACAUUCAUUUGCAAAUGUCUCAGAAAUUAUAACUUCUGAUAUUAGUACAUCGAGAGAGAAUUUUUCUUCUCCGAAAAAACGCCCAUUUGCAUAUCCUAGAUAUGUCUCAGAAAUUACUAUUUCUGAUGUUAGUACACCAAGAAGAGCAAAAAAAGUAAUCAAUUUUGUUAAAAAAGUGAAUGAAAAUAAAUGCAAACAAAUAAAAUCUUUACAAGACCAAAACAGAAAACUUUUAAUGCGAGUUACUACAUUGCAAGAUUUGAUAUUUCAUUUGAAAGAAUCAAAUUUAAUUUCUGAUGAUGCUAUAGAUAAUUUGAUGAUUAGUAAAUAAUGGAAUAAUAUUAAAUACUUUUUGUUAAAUUAUAUAUAUUUAUAUGAGCUAAAUAUCGGAGUGUUGAACUUUUUGUAAUAUAUUUUUCAUAUUAAAAUUAAAUUAAUUAUAAAAUUUUAUGUCUAUUAUACAAAAUUAAUUUAUAUUUUAAAGCAAAUCAUUGAAUUAUAUGUAUUAUAUAUAAAAUUAAAAAUAAAAAAGUCAUGUAAAUAUUUAUUAACAUAUAAAUUAUCUCAAGAUUGUCUUGAAAUAUUUUUUAGUACUAUAAGAAGUCGUGGAAAGUUCAAAAAUAAUCCAAUACUCUGCAAAUGAAAAGUGUAUACAAACGCUCACAUAGCAAAAGUAGAUCCGAGGUAUGUCUGUCGGAUAUAUCUGGAGGGAUUUUUAGAUAUUUCCGUGUAAAACCAGUUUAUCCGUGUAAAACCUAAGGAUUUACUUAGGAUAUAUUGAGGAUGCCUAUAUGUCCGCUUAUAAGAUAUCUAUACGACAUUCUAAAAUGGAAAUCUUUAGGAUGUCCAACUACAUAACGAAAUUCUAUCCCAAUAAUAUUCAUUGGAUGUGUGUAAAUAUCUUUUGUGCUAUCCUAAGUUGAUCGAUAUGAAAUAAUUAAAUACAGGGCUAAAUACAAGGGUAACUCAUUUUAAAUGCCGAUAUUUAAAAUAUUUUGAAAAAAUGCAUAAUAUUGUAAAAUAAUAUUUUAAACAAAGUUGUUUUAUUUUAAGAGAAUAAUAAACCAAUUUGCAUUACCGAGA